UCCCAACCUCUAAUAUAUAACUACAAACAUCUUUCAACAUUAUUGCAUUACAUUAUUUUCAUCCCACCAAAAAAAAAAAUAUCAUGGCUAAUCUCACUCUUCCAUUCUUCAUCUUCUCUAUUCUUUCUCUAACCGCCUUUGCCGCCACGGCCGCCACCACCACCACCGCCGCCACCGCCACCGCCACCUCUACAAACAACUUCAUCCAAACAAAAUGCAGUUGCACAGCCUACCCAACAGUUUGUGUACAAGCUCUCUCCUCCUAUGCCAACAAGAUCCAUAAAAGCCCACGCCAACUGGCCCAAACAGCUCUAAUAGUGACCCUAGCCAAGGCCCGUUACGCUAAGAGUUACAUAGCCCACUUGGCUCAAUCAAACGGGCUAAGGCCCAAAGAAAUUGGGUCGGUCAAGGACUGUUUAGAGGUUAUCGGGGACACGGUGGACCGGCUUAGUAAGUCGGUCCGGGAAUUCCAAGCCGCGGCCCGAUGUGGGCCCGAGGAAUUUUUAUGGCAUAUGAGUAAUGUACAAACUUGGGCUAGUGCAGCCCUCACGAAUGAGAAUACUUGUGUUGAUGGGUUUCAGGACCAAGGUGCAAAUAAUGGUAGGGUCCAAAUUGCAAUUAAGGGACAAUUAGAAGGUGUUAUGCAAUGUACUAGUAAUGCCCUUGCUUUGGUUAAUCAGUUUGCUAAUAAGUACUCUCCUAAACAUGUAUGAUCAUAAUAAUAUCGUACAAUAGUAUAAUUACGAGUACUUUUAUUAGUAAUGUUUAUGUGACCUACCAAAGAUAUGUAAUGAGGUAAGAAAGUUUUGGAGGAAUACUCUCCCUUUCUUUAGUUCGGUUUUGUACGGUUUUGUAAUAUGUAUAGUGGAUAAGAAAGGAAUAUAUACGACGUAUGUUUUUA
Molecule: messenger RNA, 901 nt
Organism: Spinacia oleracea (spinach)
Lineage: Eukaryota; Viridiplantae; Streptophyta; Magnoliopsida; Caryophyllales; Amaranthaceae
Product: pectinesterase inhibitor 11-like
Exons: 1
Coding region: 84-713 (209 amino acids)
Biological process (GO): negative regulation of catalytic activity
Molecular function (GO): enzyme inhibitor activity
Source: RefSeq, a predicted model, not a curated record